AUGCCUAACCUGCACUCUCUUCCCCUGGGCACACGCCCUGAGAACGCCAUUCGUAACAACGGACCCGACAAUCUCGUGCUGGAACGCGCCAAACUCCGGGAGUUGGCCGAGGGAUGGCCUUGUUACCGGGACGCCUGUGAGUGGGAGAAUUUUGAAUCGAUCUUCCACCCUGAUGCCGUCGUCUACACCACUUGGUCCGGCCGCGUGGGCUACAAGGACUUUAUCGCUGGCUCCAAGGCAGGCAUGGACAAUGGCGCCUUCAUCAUGCAUCGGUGCCAUGGAGCCACGACUGAUAUCACAGCAGACGCCACUCGGGCGGUCACCAAGCUCAAAGCGACAAUAACACAGCGAUUCGUGAUUGAUGGGAUCGAAGUAGACGCGGAAGCCGACUGCCGCUUCUGCUUCUUCUUCGAGAAGGCAGAUGUCGACGGUAAGGGCCCCCGGUGGGGGGCUCGAUUCGUGCGACACUGGUACGAGAAGGACAAGCUGCUCCCGGUUGUGCCAGGACGAUUUCCCAAAAUAGACGUGGACAAGUUGAAUUCCUAUCCCGAGGGGUACAAGUGUCUUGUGUACUGCCAGGAGCUCACAAUGGGGGUCAAAGUUCUCCAGGACAUGCCGGGCCACCGGAGGCAUGCGGGAACAUUGAGCGGGGAGAAGCAUGACCUACUGUAUCGCCUAGCAAAGGACUGGCUUGAUGGGAAGGAAAUCGAUGUCUAG
Molecule: messenger RNA, 717 nt
Organism: Aspergillus nidulans FGSC A4
Lineage: Eukaryota; Fungi; Ascomycota; Eurotiomycetes; Eurotiales; Aspergillaceae
Product: putative pathogenesis associated protein Pep2
Exons: 2
Coding region: 1-717 (238 amino acids)
Source: RefSeq, a predicted model, not a curated record